AUGUCUAGUCAGCGUCUUGUCCUAGGCCUCCCACGUGUCUUGCCGUCGCUGCCGACUGCCUUCGCCUGCGCCGCCGUGUCGUCCCUGCGUCGAGGGUGGUUGCUCACCACUGAGGACACUCGUGGUCGUCGUGUCAGCUGUCUUCACUUCGACCGUGGGGGGUACGCCGCGCACCAGCUGAACCUCUGGCCACGUGUCUCUCGACCAGAGGUUUCACCGACCAGUCUUUGGACAGGGUCCCCUGGUGUUGCGUCGCGGUUUCGUGUCUGGGGGUGCUUGGCUCUUGUCUGCGACACCUCCGCGGACAAGCUCUCGCCUCGUGCCGUCCCCUGUGUCUUCCUUGGUUUCCCUGAGGACUCCUCUGACUUCACCUUUUACCACCCUCCCUCUCACCGGUUCUUUGACUCCCGUGACGUCCGUUUCGAGGAGUCCACUCCGUACUACGUCAGGUACCCCGGUCGAGGUCUCCCGGUUCCUCCUCCCCCCCUCUUCCUGACUGCCGUUCCCCCUCCUGCUCCCCCGGUACAGCCUCCCCCCCCUGGUCCAGCCCCGUCAGGUGUGUCCCAGGCUACCCCUCAUCCUUCGGUAGCCCCUCCGGUACAGCCUCCCUCCCCACAGUCCUCCUCGCAGCGUGCCGCUGGUGCUAGCUCUCGAGAGGUUGGUGCGACGCCUGUUCCUGUACCGGUUUCUGGUUCUGGGGGUGCUGGAGUUAGAGCUGGAGUUGGAGCUGGAGUUGGAGCUGGAGUUGGCACUGGAGUUUCUGGUUCUGGGGGUGCUGGAGUUGGAGCUGGGGUUGGAGCUGGAGUUUCUGGUUCUGGAGUUGGAGCUGACCAGGUGGGUGCAGAGGACUCUUGUCGUCCGGGAGCUGGUGCUGGCCGCGCGGACACUGGGGGUGCUGCGUCUGGGGGUGAGGGUGCGCCUCCUUCUGGUUCAGGUGAGCCUGGGUCUGGAGCUGGUGUUAGUGCUGCCUCUGGGGGUGGUGAGCCUAGUUCUUCUGGAGUGGACUCUGGAGCUGCCGCUGCUUCGGACACUACUCCGCCCCCCCACCCCUACCCGACUAGGCACCAGGCUCGUGUUCGCCGUGCCCGUGACGAGCAGCUGGCGUUGGAGAGAGAGGAGAGGGAGUUACAGCGGCUGGAGGAGCAGCAGCAGCAGCUGGAGCCGCAGGAGCAGCAGCAGCAGCAGCAGCAGCAGCAGCUGGACCCGCAGGAGCAGCAGUCCCAGCAGCAGCCGCGUCCGCAGCAGCAGCAGUCACAGCCGCAGCAGCAGCAGCCACUUCCUCCUCCUGUCUCGGGUCUUCGGAUCCUUGGUCUCCCCUCCCCUUCUCCUCCCUCCUCCGCCUCUCCUCCUGUCUACGGUCCCACGUUUCCUCCUCCUGACUCCUCCCCCGCUGUUUUCCCCAGUUCUCCGCCCUUGUCCUCUUCUCCUCCGUCUCGUUCUUGGGCUACUCGUCGCUCCCCUCGUGCUCGUCCCUCGUCUUCUGUUCCCUUCACUGACCUUCGUACUGCCUUCCUUCUUUCUAGUCCACCUCGUCCGUCUCAGUCUGUGCUUCCAUCUCCUCCUGAGUCGGCCCUCACUGUGUCGCUCCCUACUCCUGUCACUGACUACUACCGCACGUACCGUCCUGUUCUCUCUCGUGUUCUCGCCUCUCUUGUUACUCACCCUCGUGCCUCUGUGUCCUCUGUGUCCGCUCUUACUGCCGCAGUUACUGACUUUGCCUCUACCCGCCGCCUUGACUACGCCACCACGCUUGUGGCUGCUCCUCCUACCAGUCCUCUGGCCGUCGGGGGUGUGUCUGCCCUUGGCUGUGACGCCCUAGAGGACAGGCAGGUUGAGCUAGAGUUCCUGGCGGCCGCUUCCCCUCAUCUCUGUGCCAUGCUCCUCGCCCCUGAGGGUGACCCCGGACGCCCUUGA
Molecule: messenger RNA, 1914 nt
Organism: Closterium sp. NIES-65
Lineage: Eukaryota; Viridiplantae; Streptophyta; Zygnematophyceae; Desmidiales; Closteriaceae
Source: the annotation of a GenBank genome assembly